UAAUAAUAGGAAAGCAUCUAAAUGGACUUGAAGGAUUGGUAUGAUAGAAGAAAUGAAGAAGGGUGGAGUUCAAGAAAUAGAUUUUGAGAGUUUGAUCAAGUGAGAAAUAUUAGAGUUUUUUUUUAUUUUAUAAGGGAGACUUAAUAGAUAGAGUAUAGAAUCCACACCCCGGAGCAGGAGGUGGCGGUAGUGCACCUAUCACGUUGGAUGCCAGCCGCUGUUAAAAACCAAGAAGAAGAACCAUGGUUACUUCGUUACUAUAGACAAACACUGCAUUUCCGAUGUCCAUGAUGAUGGUGCAGGUGGAUGUGAUGUGCUGUAAAUCAGUAGGAACUGAUCUGUCUAUGCUGGAUAUUGAUGAUUUGAUGACAGAAUUCUGUCAGCUGAAGAAAGAGGUGAAGUUACUGGAGACAAAACUCAGAGAGAGAGACCAACUCAACAGAAAGGAUGUAUGUGGUGUUUCUCUCUGUGAUCAAACAUCUCCAGAUCUUCUGCUUUCUGUCUGUAAUGAAGAGCAGAAGACAUCAGUGAAGCUGCUGGACUGUGAGAUGGAGCUGAAAACACAAAUCAAAGAAGAACAGACAAGAUGAAGAUCAGAUGAGGGUGAAGGAGGAAAGUUCACAACCGAAUGAAAUGGAGGAGCGACCUCAUCAUCUCAUAACUGGAGAAGGAUCUCUGAGCUGCUUGAACACUGAGAUUCAUUUGUCACCCAAAAACUCUCAUAAAGCGACAUCAAAAGAUUCUCUUGCGUGCGAUCAGUGUGGAAAGAUCUUCACUCGUAAAUACGAACUCAAAAUGCACACAAGACUUCACACAGGAGAAAAGCCUCACGCGUGCGAGCAGUGCGGAAAGACCUUCACUCGGAAACACGAUCUUAACGCGCACGUUAAAAUUCACACAAGAGAGAAGUCUCACAGAUGUGAUCGGUGCGGGAAGACCUUCGCUCAAAAGUCCGUACUUGACGUACACGCGAAAAUCCACACGGGAGAAAAGGCGUACGGAUGUGAUGAGUGUGGAAAGACCUUCACUCGAAAGUACAAACUUAAAACGCACAUGAGAGUUCACACGGGAGAAAAACCUUACAACUGUGAGCGUUGCGGGAAGACCUUCGCUCAAAAGUCCGUACUUGACGUGCACAUGAAAAUCCACACGGGAGAAAAGGCGUACGGAUGUGAUGAGUGUGGAAAGACCUUCACUCAGAAAUGCAGUCUUCACGUGCACAUGAGAGUGCACACGGGAGAAAAACCCUUCACGUGUGAUCAGUGUGGAAAGAGUUUCACUCACAAACACGACCUUAAUGCGCACAUGAGCAUUCAUAACAGAGAAAAACUUUGCGUGUGUGACCAGUGUGGAAAGGUGUUCACUCACAAAUACAACCUGAACGUGCACAUGAGGAUCCACACCGGAGAAAAGCCGUACACGUGUGGUCAGUGUGGAAAGAGCUUUACGUGGGCAGGGGGUCUAACCGAGCAUCUUCUCCAUCAUUCUGGAGUGAGAUCGUUUCAGUGUGAAGAGUGUAAGAAAACAUUCAUUACUGCAAAUAACCUGAAGAAACACAUGAAGACUCAUACAGGAGCGAAGCCUCAUGGGUGUUCCAUCUGUGGAAAGGCCUUCGCGCACCUUUAUUCUGUUACAGUGCACAAGAAAUCGCACACAGGUGAGACGUCACAUACGUGCUCUGAAAGUGUCCAAACCUUUCCUACGUGUGAUCAAUUUAAACAGCACCAAGGCGUUCUUACGAAAGAGAAAUCUCACCACUGCUCCUCGUGUGGACGGAGUUUUGAAGAAUCGAGCCGUCUUGAGACUCACAGGAAGAAGUUCUGCAAGAAGAGCAAAGUUCAUCCUCAGAGAACUGUUCAGACCAGAAGAUCCCAACAACCUUCUGUGGUGAUUUGCUAAAACUGCUGAUGAUGUAGAAGUGUUAGUUCUUCUAUCAACGGGUUUUGUCAAUGUGCUGGGCAACCAGAGACCGAUAAAUAAAACUUGUGCACCUUGGUACCAUCUUGUGAAGUGGAAGUGAUGACCGGAGUGUUUCGAGUAGAUACAGCCAACAUGAUCGCAGUCUGGAAUCAGUUACAUAAAGUGGGUCAGGUUUUUGGAUGCAAAUGUGUAAAUAUUAACCAUUUAACUUGAGUUAUUUAAAAGCAUGGGAACUACGUUUUCACAAAGAAUGAAUGUGUUAUAUUUGAACAGCUUGGUUCCAAAACGAGAUUUUUUUCAAAAAAUCAUGUUUUAACUGCGUUUCAUUGUGUUAGUUAGCUGUAUUAUUAAGUUAUUAUGGCUUAAAUCAAAAUAAACCAACUGUAGUAUGAUUGAUAUUCAUUUGAAUGCACAAUAAAAAACAUGACUUUUGAAAAAAAAUCUUAUUGUGGAACCACACUCUUCAUUUAAUUGAUAUUUUAUACAUUAAAUGAAAAUCUCAAUGUUGUGAAAUGACUUUUUUUAAGUUCGAAUGCUUCCUGUUGUUUUCACUGCAUUGCUGAUUGUCGCUCUUGCGAGAUUUCAAUGCGCUCCUCAACUGUCGUUUUAACAGUGAACGGGCACAGUCGUUACCUGCGGCUGUUUUAAGUUCAUAACAUAUAUGUAACAAUGUAGCAACAAUUUCUUAAGACUUAACAUUUUGUUUAAGGAGGCAUUUGACAUUUGUCACAUUUUAUGCCUGCAUGCGACAGACUUCAGAUUUCAGCAAUCUUAUAAUAUCAUGACAGGUCACGCUGCGCGACAUGGAUAUAUCAAACUUUGGUACGACAUGCAUGUACACUGUACGAUCAAUUUUAGGCUACAGCGCAAGUUGUAAACGCACAGCAACAUGAACCACUCUUGGGCAGCUGUGCUUUUCAUGUGCGCUGGAAAAAAGAUGUGGCAGCGGAAGGGAGCAAUUUAGCCAAUUGUGACCCUGGAUCACAAAACCAGUCUUAAGUAGCACAGGAACAUUUUUAGUAAAAGACAAAAAUACAUUGUGUGGGUCAAAAUUAUCGAUUUUUCUUUUAUGCCAAAAAUCAUUAGGAUAUUAAGUAGAGAUCAUGUUCCAUGAAGAUAUUUUGUAUAUUUCCUACCUUAAAUAUAUAAAAACUUUAUUUUUGUGAGUGGAUGGCCUGCCACAGUGCCCCUGAUUAACAACUUCAAAGGCAAUUUUCUCAAUAUUUUGAUUUUUUGCGCUUUCAGAUUCCAGAGUUUUAAACGGUUGUAUCUCAGCCAGAUAUUGUCCUAUUCCAACAACUCAUAUAUCUAUAGAAAGUUUAUUUACUCAGCUUUCAGAUUAUGUAAAAAUCUCAAUAUCGAAAAAUUGACCCAUAAGACUGUGUCCAGGGUCACAAUUUAUUCCCAUGUAGUGUUGAUCAAUACGUCAUUUUUAUGUUGCAUUUUUACUCGGUAGGCGUACGAUCAAGCUAAAUUAUUGACACUGCUAGAAAAUGAUCGCAGGCUGUCUUUGAUCGCAAGACCCUGACAUCGGCCGUCUUUCAGUCUCUCUCACUGUACGACGUAGGACCAGCGUUUUAGGAGCCACGACCACGGAAAUCACCACGGUUGUCAUCUCGUCUGGGACGGCCCAAAAUCGUACCGUCUGAACCCUGCAUUUCACCAACAUUAAUGCAGGAAGAGAUUUGGAAGACAGUUGUUAAUAUGUCAUCUGUCAAAACCGCUGAUACCACACGUCUAGAAGAACCGUCUAAACUAGUAUUCUUGGUUAUUUGUCAAGUCAUGAUAGUUUUGUAGAGUGUAUUUUUUAUGAUUGUAUUAAAGGGCCAGUUCACCCAAAAAAGAAAAUUCUGUCAUCAUUUACUCACCCUCAGGUUGUUCCAAACCUGUAUAAAUGAA
Triplophysa rosa is the source of this 3819-nucleotide messenger RNA. RefSeq names its product zinc finger protein OZF-like. The record is from RefSeq and is a predicted model, not a curated record. Lineage: Eukaryota; Metazoa; Chordata; Actinopteri; Cypriniformes; Nemacheilidae. The transcript is spliced from 4 exons. Bases 598 to 1899 code for a protein of 433 amino acids. Gene Ontology annotation, biological process: regulation of transcription by RNA polymerase II. Gene Ontology annotation, molecular function: DNA-binding transcription factor activity; RNA polymerase II cis-regulatory region sequence-specific DNA binding.